This is a messenger RNA of Pogoniulus pusillus (Red-fronted tinkerbird), 2606 nucleotides long. RefSeq names its product PAT1 homolog 2 (gene PATL2). Gene Ontology annotation, biological process: deadenylation-dependent decapping of nuclear-transcribed mRNA; P-body assembly. NCBI's taxonomy places the organism in Eukaryota, Metazoa, Chordata, Aves, Piciformes, Lybiidae. The coding region runs from base 86 to 2284 and encodes 732 amino acids. The record is from RefSeq and is a predicted model, not a curated record. The transcript is spliced from 19 exons. Gene Ontology annotation, cellular component: P-body. Gene Ontology annotation, molecular function: RNA binding.
AGGGCGCAUGCGCGCUGGCGCCGGUUGGUAAAAGGCGGCGGCCGGCGCUGCCUGCGCGGUAGAGGGAGGCGGGCGGUGCUGCGGCAUGGCAGAGGGCGGCGAGCCGGUUAUCCUCGAGGACUACCUGCUACUAGAAGAUGCACCUCUGCUGGAGGAGAUGGUUGAGGAGGAUGAAGAGCUGGACCUGUACAAUGAGAUGACGUUUGGGUUAGACCAAGACUCCACUGAGGAAGAUACUACACAAUCCCUGAUGCUUCCAGAGAUGAGCCCUGAGAUGGCUGAAGUUAUGGCAAAAGAGAUUGAGACCAUUGAGCUACUGGAGCCUGAGCAGCUGGAGGCACUAGGAAAGCCCCAGGAGGAAGGCAGAAUGGAGCCUGAGCUUGAGCAGGUUGGUGCAGAGUUGGAGGAAGAGGAGUUGAGGACUGAAGACCAAGAGGAAAAUGAGCCCUGUGAAGAGCCCAACGACCUGGGAGACCCAGCAGUGAUGAAAGCUGUGCAGAGCAAGCCCACGCUGGAGAGCCAAGACUCAGCAGUGCUGGACAGCAGGAUUGGUGCUUGCUGGGCAGAGUUCAGCAAAGAGGAGCUGGAGAUGGAAGCCACAGCAUGGGGCUCCUGCCCCAGCAGUGUCCCAUCCCACCAUGUGCUGCAGGAUAAAGCCAUAGUCCAGGUCCUGGAGAGGCCCCCAUCUUCCCCCAGUGUGGCCCUGAGCUUCCUCAGCUCCCCCACACAGAGGGACUUUGGGGGCUCUCCCCGGCUCAAGCACCCCGACUUAAGGCUGAUGUCACCCAAGUCGUUCCCCCAGCGCUUUCUUCAGCAGCAGCCGCCUCUGUUGCCUCCUCGCCCCCCGUGCUCCCCUCACAGCUUCACGCCAGCUCGCAGACCCUCUCCGCUCCUCGCUUCGAACCAGAGCACAGGGUACUCAUCUCCGAGUCCUUUCCGGCCGGCGUCCCCCAGCCUCGGCAGCCCGGCGCCGCCCCUGGCCACGCACUUCGGUCCCAUGUCUCCCUCUGUAGACCCCGCGCUGCUCUUCAGUCCGUCCGCCAGCAGCCAGCUGAGCCUCAGCGCGCCCAGCCGCAUGACCCAGCUGCACCCCCAGCACCAGCGGCUCCUGACCCAGCAGCAGGGUGGGCAGGCACAGAGCAUCUCCUCCAAGAAGCUGUGGUGUCCUGAAGCAGACCCUUAUGCGGGGCUGAUGACCUCUAAGGAGAAGGAUUGGGUGGUCAAGGUGGAGAUGAUUCAGCUGCAGAGUGAGAACAUGGAUGAUGACUUCUACUACCAGACCUACUACCACCGGCUGGAGCACAAGCAGGCGGAGGAGAAGCUGCUUGGUGGCCGCAACAAGCAGGAGCCCCCCAAGCUGGUCACCCCCUUCAUCCAGAGAGUGGAGACCUAUGACUCUGUGGUGCGCAUCGCGGGCUCGCUCGGGCAGGUGGCGGUGUCCACCUGCUACAGCCCUCGCCGCGCCAUCGAUGCCGUGCACCACACCCUCGUGGAGGAGGCUGCAGGGAGUCACCGUCUUCGGGCGCUGCACAGGAUCGAGAAGCUCUUUCUGCAGCUGCUGGAAGUGGAGGAGUUGCAGCAGAAGAUGGCCCUGGCUCUGGAAAAGCAGCAGUUGCCCUGCUGUCAGGAGCAGAAGAGCCAAGAAGUGGAGAGUAUCUACCAAGCCUUAAGAAUCAAGACUUGCAGCAGUGAAGAGGAGGCAGAGGAUGAAUUCCUGCAGCUCCUGUGUGUUCGGAAGGGCAAGAAGCUCAUAGCUCGACUACUGCCCCACCUGGCCUGGCAGCAAGCAGAGAAGAUCCUGCUGACUGUCACCCACCACCUGCCCUUCCUCAUGAAGAAGGACCUGUUGGAUGAGUCUCUCCCCGUGCUCUACGGCCCGCUGGACAAGGUGGUGGCUGGGACAGGCUUCAGCAAGCUGAUCGAGGUCCUGCAGGAGUUGAUCAGGCCUCUGCCCGAGUCUGCCGAGCUCCCGCUCGCCAUGGCCCUGAGGAACCAGUUUGGGAUCUCCUUGCUCUACUCUCUGCUGAGUCACGGUGAGAGGCUGCUGUCUUCAGAAACACCACUGGAGCCUCAUGCCGAGGACUUUGAGACAUGGACAGACAUGGUGUUCUUGGUUGCCCGGGAGCUGGCACAAGUGCCCAAGGCCUCACUGGUGGAGCCUCUCUUCUUGCCCAGCAACCUCAUCUCGCUCUUCUGCCGCUACCUGGACAAGCAGACCAUCCACCACCUGGAAGCCAAGAUGGAGUGCUCUCAGCUGCUAUCAGGAGCUGCUAUGCCAUGCUGAGCCCCUCAGGAGCUGGGAUGGAGCGAGGACUGGGCAGGGUCUAACCCUGUCACUUUGAGUUUCAAAGCAAGCACUUGGCCCUGGUGCAGGGCCCUCUGGGUGAACUGGGCACAGGCAGGGCUGGCCCUCAGGAACUGGUGCCAACCUGCCCUGGUGCUGGGGAGCACAGCGUGGUGGGGUGGAGGGCAGGUAACUUAUUUUGGCCUGGCACCCAGCAAUGGCUGGUGCCAAGGUGGGGGUCAGCACAGGGGUGCUGGGAGCACCUGGUGGGGAAGGGACUUCGUGUACAGCACUGAAAUAAAAAGGUGAUUAUUGAGCUCCA